This is a messenger RNA of Nestor notabilis (Kea), 2457 nucleotides long. It is a transcript of the gene MYLK3, whose product is annotated as myosin light chain kinase 3. NCBI's taxonomy places the organism in Eukaryota, Metazoa, Chordata, Aves, Psittaciformes, Psittacidae. The record is from RefSeq and is a predicted model, not a curated record. Gene Ontology annotation, molecular function: ATP binding; protein serine/threonine kinase activity. The transcript has 14 exons. Gene Ontology annotation, biological process: protein phosphorylation; positive regulation of apoptotic process; intracellular signal transduction. Bases 1 to 2457 code for a protein of 818 amino acids. Gene Ontology annotation, cellular component: nucleus; cytoplasm.
AUGUCUGUGGGUAGCUUGGACCUUGCAGAGGGAAAUGCCCUGACAAAGUUACAGCCUACAAAAGUGAACAAUUUAAGUUUGAUGGACAAAAAACUGAAUCUCUUGAAUGAAAAGAUGGACAAACUGAUGCAUUUCCAAGAAGAUCUGACAGGCAAACUGCAGCGAAUUAACAGAAGCAUUGAUGAUGUAGAAAAAGGCAUUAGCAAGCUAGCAGUGUCCCGAGCACCUCCUGAUGAGACAGAUGCAGUGAAAAAAGGCCUAAAAGUAUCGGACAGUAUUUACCAGACUGACAUCCAGAGCAUAUGCUCAGAAGUGUUGAAAUUGGUGAAAGCUGCCCAGCUAGAUGCCUCAAAGCAUAAGGAGAGGCUGGCAAAAAUAGAGAAAAGGGUUGAUACACUGGAUAAAGUUAUUACAUUUGUAGGAGAAGUAUUAAAAAAUUCUAAAGUAGUGGAUUUUAUUCUCAAAGGCACUGUGCCCUGGAAGAAGGGGAGUCUGCUGGAAAUCCUUGUUGAGGCCAAAGAUAAGCCUGAGGAGAGUGGUGCAAAACCUAAGCAUGUGCUUACUAACAGAGGAACCCAAACUGAAAGCAAGAAGCCUCUGGAAGAGACAAAAAGUAGGAAAAAACUGGAUGAAAACAAGGGAGCACGUGAGAAGGUGAAUGUUUCUAGUGCUGUAACCCACAAAACUGACUCCAAACUCCAAGUUAAGGAGAGAACAGCACAGCAGCAAGUAGUAGAAGAUCAUGUGGGCAACCAAAAUGUUCCUGCUAAAGCACACGAUAUGGACCUAGAUGAGUGCCACAGGCAGCUUGUUCAUCAGAAACUCGGAGAGGAUGAAAACAAACCUUCAUUGUCGAGUGUGGCAUCCCGGGAAUCUGCGCCCUCCACAUCCCAGGCUGUAUCUAUCACAGGGCGUGAAGUGACACAUACCAGGAUAUCCAUCAAUGUACAUAUGACUGAAAUGAAAGAAAAGAUUGAGAAGAUCAAGGAAGGAAACUUAAAUGAUCCCCAAGUAAAAUCCCCACCCUCUACACCAGCAGAAGUGGAAGGAGUCAAAGAGCUGCCUGACAAAGUAAAAUUUCAACAGAGUCCUAAAAACAUUAGUGCUGAUCCAAAUCAAGAAGUGGCAGUGGUCAAUAAGCAAAAUGAACCUGCACCUCAAAAUGGGAAGCAACAGCCAUUACUGAGCAAGCCCAAAUCAGGUAAAAAGGCUGAAGAGAAAUCAGAAUUAAAAUGCAAGCCCGUGACCUCACAGAAUACCUCUGCAAAGGAGCCUAUGAAGGAUCUGGGGAUAGGAGGGAAAAUCUAUCAAGAAACAGCAAAAGCAGAAUCCCGAACAGAUGCCAAUGUUGAGAAGAGAGAAUCCAAGUGUGCAGGAAUGACACCAGAGAAGACUGAGAUACUGGAAGCCAUCAAAGAGCUGCCCACUCAGGACGAAACAAUCAUUGAUGACAGUCCUUCUCCUCCGGCUCCUUUUGAACAUCGCAUGGUGAGUGUCAAGCAAACAGAGGUGACAACAUGCUACUCGGUGUGUCGGCACGAAGUACUAGGGGGUGGGCGGUUUGGGCAAGUUCACAAGUGCACAGAGAUAUCAACUGGGCUGAACCUGGCAGCCAAAAUCAUAAAAGUGAAAGGAGCAAGAGAGAAGGAGGAAGUAAAAAAUGAAAUUAACAUCAUGAACCAAAUAAAUCAUAUGAAUCUGAUCCAGCUUUAUGAUGCUUUUGAAGCCAAAAAUAGUAUCACCUUGAUCAUGGAAUAUCUUGAUGGUGGUGAAUUAUUUGACCGGAUCACAGAUGAAAACUACAAUCUGACUGAGUUGGAUGCAAUCCUAUUUACCAAGCAGAUUUGUGAAGGAGUGCAUUAUCUGCACCAGCAUUAUAUUCUCCAUUUGGAUCUGAAGCCAGAAAAUAUAUUAUGUGUAAAUCACACAGGAAACCAGAUUAAAAUUAUUGAUUUUGGAUUAGCAAGGAGGUACAAACCUCGUGAGAAACUGAAGGUUAAUUUUGGAACUCCAGAGUUCUUGGCUCCUGAAGUGGUGAACUAUGACUUUGUUUCUUUCCCAACAGACAUGUGGAGUGUCGGUGUCAUCACCUACAUGUUGCUUAGUGGCCUGUCCCCAUUCUUAGGAGAAACUGAUGCAGAGACAAUGAAUUAUGUACUCAAUUGCAGCUGGGAUUUUGAUGCAGAAGCAUUUGAACAACUAUCGGAGGAAGCGAAAGACUUUAUUUCCAGACUACUCAUGAAGGAGAAAAGCUGCCGGAUGAGUGCAACGCAGUGUCUGAAACACGAGUGGUUGAACAACCUACCUGCCAAAGCCAAGAAGUUCAAGCUUCGCCUAAAGUCCCAGUUGUUGCUGCAGAGUUACAUGGCUCACAGAAAAUGGAAGAAACAUUUUUAUGUAGUGGCUGCUGCUAACAGGCUGAAGAGAUUUCAAACUAUGUCUGUCAAGCUUGCGUAA